AUGUUGGACUUGUCUGACAAGGUUGUUGAAGCGAAAGUGCGGACUAAUUUCGAAGGUUCCAUAAGCUCUUUCCGUGUCAUCGUAGCUGAACGUCACAUAAUGAGUACUGGAGUAAAAUGCCACAGGUCGUGCAUCGAAGCAUUUGAGGACUUGAAGCGUAAUAAGAACCACCGUUAUAUUCUCUUUCAUAUUUACAAUAAUCAGGAAAUAAGAGUCCUGCACCAAGCUCAAAGAAAUGCAACUUAUGAUGAAUUUAAGGAUCAAUUAGUAUCAGCUAUGAAUGAAGGUGAAGCACGCUACGCAGUUUAUGAUUACGAAACCGAAGGAAAAUUACCCACCCUAGUAUUUAUUUUAUGGGUUCCGUCUACGUUGGAUGUUAGGAUGCGGAUGAUAUAUGCUGCUUCAAAAGAUGCAUUGAAAGCUAGCCUGAUUGGUAUUAAACGUGAAGUUGAAGCAAAUGAUUUGGAUGAAAUCUCGGAGGAAGAAGUGCGCAAAAAAGCCUUAUAA
This is a messenger RNA of Schistosoma turkestanicum, 507 nucleotides long. NCBI's taxonomy places the organism in Eukaryota, Metazoa, Platyhelminthes, Trematoda, Strigeidida, Schistosomatidae. The record is from the annotation of a GenBank genome assembly.